Messenger RNA from Dalotia coriaria, 610 nucleotides. Its product is annotated as adult-specific cuticular protein ACP-20-like. NCBI's taxonomy places the organism in Eukaryota, Metazoa, Arthropoda, Insecta, Coleoptera, Staphylinidae. Gene Ontology annotation, cellular component: extracellular matrix. The transcript has 2 exons. The record is from RefSeq and is a predicted model, not a curated record. The coding region runs from base 35 to 508 and encodes 157 amino acids.
UGAUCAAGAAUAACAAACUAUUAUCCAACACAAAAUGUUUACUAAGGUUUGUAUUUUCGCCGCCAUUGUUGCUUGUGCGUUAGCAUUACCGCACGCAACUUCUUAUGCUUCGGUAACUCAACAUCACGACAAUCACCAUGGUUAUUAUGAGCCACAUUAUGCUUCAUCAUAUUCUGGAUAUGGCAAUGGAUAUGGCCUAGGCCUUGGUGAUGUUUAUGGUGGAGACGAUGGACACUAUGCUAAGUAUUAUCAUCAUGAUGACCACGAGGACUAUCAUCAUCAUCCGGAAUACGUUUUCAAAUAUGGUGUUGAAGAUCCUCAUACACAUGAUAUCAAAUCUCAAGAAGAACAUCGUGAUGGCGAUGUUGUCAAGGGACAUUACAAGCUGGUUCAGCCUGAUGGUCGUAUUCGCAUUGUGCACUACACCGCUGAUGACCACAAUGGUUUCAAUGCUGAUGUGCAAUAUUCUGGACAUGCCGAACAUCCAACUUAUUAUAAAUAUUAUUAAUUGAUAUUCAGUGAUAUAUUAUGUAUUUAUCUGUAUAAAGCUGGUUGUGACAAAACGCGAAAGUUCUAGGCCUUAUAAAUAUAUUUAUUUUUGAAAUGGAAA